Molecule: messenger RNA, 3924 nt
Organism: Microtus oregoni (creeping vole)
Lineage: Eukaryota; Metazoa; Chordata; Mammalia; Rodentia; Cricetidae
Gene: Efcab14
Product: EF-hand calcium binding domain 14
Exons: 10
Coding region: 919-2298 (459 amino acids)
Source: RefSeq, a predicted model, not a curated record
GGCCGCUGCCAAAGGGGAAGUGAGCUGGGGCUGGAGCGAUGGCCCGGGUCUGCAGCCUGCGGCCGCCGCCGCCGCCACCGCCUGCGCGUCCAGAGCAGCCGCGGCCGGAGCAGGGGCCGGAGGUGCGGCUGGGCUGGCCGCGGCGUGUGUGAGUUGCGGAAGUCGCCGGCGGGGGAACACCGCACCCUCGGAGCACUCCAGGCUGGCCGAGCGGUGGUCUCCCCUCAACACCGCGCCCCUCAAGGCCCGGCAGCAGGGCUGGAGUUUACCCAGGCUCCGGCUCCUCUUUCGCCGGUCUUUCAAACUCAGGACAGAAGUCACAGAAAGGUGAUCAUCCCUAAUCCCAGCCGGCUUCCUGGCCUGGGAGUUUUUUAGGCGCCCAGGCAGUGGCAGUGUCCUCCUGUCGCCACCUCUCCAGCCACGGAUUAGCGAGUACCCACUGCCUGCUCUGCAAAGUCUUCUGUCCUCCCAUUCGAGAACAAGUUUAUUUUCUCUCUGCCUUGGAAAUCUUGUCCCAGAGAGCCAGAGUACCUUAGUUUUGUGUAUCUUUUCUCAGCUUCUGGAGUACUCCUAGAAAUACUGGCUGCCUACAGGGCUAAGAGUCUUGUUCUUGACUCAGCGGGUUGUUUUAUUUUCCUUUCGUCAGGAAUUUAUCCGUUUGACCACCAGUUCCUUGGCCAUCUCUAUGUAACUUCCCCCCUCCCCCCCCCCCAAUUCAUCACUGUCCAGUUUCUUCUGGGCUCCAUUCUCCAGACCCCAGUAGAUCUGGUCAGUCCCACCUCUGGGUGGGAGUGAUCAGGGGGCUCUGGCCCAAGAUUUCCAACCCUGGAAGGCAGUUCCAAGGCAGCGAGAGAGUUGGGCGUCGGGUACGAACCUGGCAGCUCAGGAGUGGGCGCUCCACUCACCCCGCACAAAAAGAUGAAAAAACGCAAAGAGCUCAAUGCGCUGAUCGGCCUGGCUGGUGACAGUCGGAGAAAGAAGCCCAAGAAAGGCCCAAGCAGCCACCGCCUGCUUCGCACGGAACCCCCUGACUCAGAGUCGGAGACCAGCUCGGAGGAAGAAGAGGAGUUCGGAGCGAUUGGAAAUCGCUCGCGUUUUGUCAAGGGAGACUACUUACGAUGCUGCAAGAUCUGCUAUCCCCUCUGUGCUUUUGUCAUCCUCGCGGCCUGUGUUGUGGCCUGUGUCGGCUUGGUGUGGAUGCAGGUGGCUCUCAAGGAGGAUCUGGAUGCCCUCAAGGAAAAAUUUAGAACAAUGGAAUCUAAUCAGAAAAGCUCAUUCCAGGAAAUCCCCAAACUUAAUGAGGAACUUCUCAGCAAACAAAAACAACUUGAGAAGAUUGAAUCUGGGGAGCUGGGCUUGAGCAGAGUCUGGAUCAACAUCACAGAAAUGAACAAACAGAUUUCUCUGUUGAGUUCUGCGGUAAACCACCUGAAAGCCAAUGUCAAGUCGGCUGCAGACUUACUUAGCCUGCCUAGCACUGUAGAGGGACUUCAGAAGAGCGUAGCUUCCAUUGGCAAUACUUUAAACAGUGUCCAUCUGGCUGUGGAGGCGAUACAGAAAACUGUGGAUGAACACAAGAAAACCUUGGAAUCACUGCAGAGCAGUAUGGAGACUAAUGGAAGCAACCAAAUCAUGCCAUCAUCUUCAGCUACAUCAGAACUUGACAAUAAAACCCACAGUGAAAGUUCAAAACAGGAUAUCCUGUACCUUCAAAACUCCUUAGAAGAGAUCAACAGUACUGUAGUGGGACACCAGAGACAGAGUGACCUUAAAUUCGAGGGGAUGAACGAGACACUCAGUAGCCUGACACAGAGACUCAGCCUGGUAGAAAGUGAUGUGGUUGCACUGAGCAAGGCAGAAAAAAGAGCAAACCUGACCUCCAGUAUGAAAGAAGAUAAUUCAAAUUCUCAGGUGUCCAAGCUGCGAGAAAAACUGCAGCUGAUCAGUGCUCUCACAAACAAACCUGGAAGCAACAGGCCUCCAGAGACCGCAGAGGAAGAGCAAGUACAGAACUUCACAUCAGAUCCAUCAACGCUGCCAAAAUUUUCACACGUUCUUGGAGAUCAAAUUGAGACCCAGCUAAAACCUAUCUCCCUACCAGGGAUUUCUAGCAUCAAAGACCUUCAGGAUUUAUUCCACAAGGCUGGUCAAGAUACGGUGGAUGGGAUGUUGACCUAUCAAGAAAUCUGGAAUUCCCUAGGUUCUGGCAUGCCAAGACCAGAGAGCUUGAGAGCCUUUGAUUCCAAUGGAGAUGGGAGAUACUCCUUCCAAGAGCUAAGAGCAGCUUUAGGUAUCUAGUAUUGACAGACAUAUUUUGAAAUGGAUGUGUACCCUGGACUACCUAAAAUCUACUUACCUAAAAGAAAAAACCUCUUGACUUAUCCAUCAGCCUUCCAGCCCUUCACACUAUUGUAGCAGACACAUUGCCACCUUUUAACUUGUUUGAAAAUGCUAUUUAAAAAAGUUAUUUUUUUAAAAAAAUUUACUUAUGAUGUUUGGAAAUCUAUGAUUUCCUGAAGCCAGAAAUAUCUUGUAACUUAAAAGUUGCCAGGAGAAAAAUAAUAAAGCCCUCUAUCUCUUUCCUGUUUUUGAGGGGAAGAGACUUUAUCUUUUAAAGUUGGAAAGUGUAUAUAUAGAGAUAAUAAGUCACUGUUUAUAUUUCAUAUGAAUCUGCCUUAAAUUAGCUGCACUUUAUGGAGCCUCAGAAUAUGUCUUUUCUUUGAAAGAUGAGUCUUUUCUGUUUAUAAAUACACAAAAUGAAAGAUUGUGCAUAUUGUAUAGAGAGUCGGAAGAAGGGCUUUGAACCGGAUGAACAAUGAUUUGUGUGUGAUUGACAGUCUGCUCUGGGUGGUGGCUGAAACUGUUCACAUCUCUUUCAGGUAACCCUCAAAGGCCUUGGUGCCAACAUCGGGUUUGUUUGGUCAGGGAGCUGGGGCAUCAGUUCACUGAGUGGAAGCUGUGCAGAGGAUGCCAGCUUCAGGUGCAGGAAAAUCAGAUUCUAGGUCAUUGCUCCUAUUCCUAACAUAAAAACCAGAGAAGUCUUGUUGAGAUUUCCCUCAUUUUUAAUUAUCUCUCAAGGUUUAUGAGCAUAAAGGUUAUUCGGUGGGGAAUUAUGUUUUCCCCUCAAGCAAGCUAGAUUUUGUCUUCUCUACCAACACACUCAAGACUACCUUAAAGUUGUAACUGCCUACCUGUGGCACCAUCUCCAGUCUGGAAGGCAAAGGCUCAUGUCCUUGGUCACUAUAUCAAAUUAGUUGUCCAGAGCAUUAGAGAACAGCUCUGAGUUUUGACUCGGGAAACAACACCCUCUGGAAUUUUACCUCUGAGCUACCCAAGAACUUGCUUUAUUUCUUGGCAGGACACUGAAAGGCAAAUGCAGUCCAAUGAAAUGUGAAAUCCCAUGUUCUGCUCACGGUUGUCCACUCAGAAGCAGCUGUAGGUUUUCUGUCCAGAGGAUGCCUCAGUGCCAAGCAGGCUUGGAGCAGGGGCCUCCUGGUGAUGUUGGCAGUUUUUCCAGAUCUAAAAAACAAGUACAAUGCUUCCUCCUUUGCAUACUUUGUGGGCAAGUCACGACAGGUCUGACUAGAAGGUCACCAAUGUCACUAUAUGUUGAGAGCACUUCCAGUGUUGUUCUUAGGUGUCUCUCGGCACCAUGAGAGGAAGACCACACAGAACCUCGCUUCACCGCAGCCAGUCAGGGAAACACUAGAGAAGCUGCAGUACUGCAGGCUUCUUUAGUACUGAUCAUUCCUGUGUAAUUGUGUUCCAGUUGCCCUGUCAGCUGUGGAUAGUCUAGUACCCUUAAACCUUUAAAGAUGUUUGAGUUUGGUUUGGUCUGGUUUUGUAUUUUAUUUCCUUUACAUGCUAUUCAUCUUGGUGUUGGCUUCUUUUCCCUAGACAUAUUAAAACUCAGUGAAGGCAAGA